Gossypium arboreum is the source of this 1984-nucleotide messenger RNA. Its product is annotated as transcription factor MYB105-like. NCBI's taxonomy places the organism in Eukaryota, Viridiplantae, Streptophyta, Magnoliopsida, Malvales, Malvaceae. The record is from RefSeq and is a predicted model, not a curated record. The coding region runs from base 427 to 1722 and encodes 431 amino acids. The transcript has 3 exons. Gene Ontology annotation, cellular component: nucleus. Gene Ontology annotation, molecular function: DNA-binding transcription factor activity, RNA polymerase II-specific; RNA polymerase II cis-regulatory region sequence-specific DNA binding. Gene Ontology annotation, biological process: regulation of DNA-templated transcription.
UUCAUGUUUACUUUUAAGAUGAGAGCAUGGAUUCGCACCACGGCACCAAAACUAGUUAAACUAGGGGGGGAGGGGUCAGUCAGGGUGGUUAACUACUUCAAGCACUCCUUUUUUUAGUCCCUUUCUUAACCCCAGCCGUGUAGGUUUCCCUUACACACAUGCCUUAAUUGCUGUUUUUUCCUGUUUCCAUGUUUUAAUCUUUUUGGCUUGACUUCACUUUUCCCAGUUCUCUCACUAUUUGUCAAACUUGCUUCUCGUUUUCAGUCUAUGCAAUGCAAGCCAUCCCUUCCCCUUUUUAGUAUUCCCUUUUGUUUAAUAUUUAUGUGCGCAUGAAGAUGACUUUGUAACAGUUGUAUAACAGCAUUUGUCAGAUGAGGAAAAUGAAGGCAUGGGUAACAAGAGUGUGUUUUAUAUGCACCAGACAACAUGAAUAGGCUCAGCUGUCACUCUUCAGCUACUCCUUCCUCUUCUUCAUCCAUGGGGAUGGUGUAUCCAGACAUGGGUUGUCUUUCUCUUGCACCAAACUAUGGUAUUGUUGUUUCUUCCUCACGGGAAAAUGAAAGAGCUUCUUCGGGUUUUCGUUUCAUGGAAAACAGCAAAACAAGGAGCUUUGAGGAAAACCACUGCUCUGAUGCUGUGGAGGGUAAGGGCUCUGAUUACAGUGAUGGGUUUGGAGAUAAUAAUAUGCCAAUUAAUCUCAAUCCCAACUUAAAUGAAGAGAACCCCAAUGAGAAUGCGGUAAGUGGCAAGGAAACAGACAGUGGACAGUCAAAGCUUUGUGCCAGAGGCCACUGGAGGCCUGCAGAAGAUACUAAGCUGAAGGAACUUGUUGCUCUUUACGGCCCUCAGAACUGGAACCUUAUUGCAGAGAAGUUGGAAGGAAGAUCAGGUAAGAGCUGCAGGCUGAGAUGGUUUAAUCAGUUGGACCCUAGGAUCAAUAGAAGAGCUUUUACCGAAGAAGAAGAAGAGAGACUAAUGCAAGCUCAUAGACUUUACGGUAACAAGUGGGCAAUGAUAGCGAGGCUGUUCCCUGGAAGAACUGAUAAUGCAGUGAAGAACCAUUGGCAUGUGAUCAUGGCUAGGAAGUAUAGAGAACAAUCGAGUGCCUACAGGAGGCGGAAGCUGAGUCAAUCUGUUUAUAGAAAGAUGGAAGAAACUCCGAGCAUUGUCUGCAGAGAUGCAGGAAAAAAGGCAGAACCAGCCCCCUACUGUCUCAAUAUUUCGGAUAGACGACUAGGCAUUAUCUCCCACUAUCAGUUUGGGAUCUUCAACGGUGGUGAUGCAGGUGGGGUUAAUGGCGGGUCAAAUGUUUCAUCCCACAUGACCAGUGAGAGAGAAGCAAUCCUAAGCAGCGAGGCCCCUUAUCGUAAUGGGUUUUGUGCACAAGCACAACCGCCACCUUUUGAUUUCUUCCCUGAUCUUAGCAAUGACAUGAUGGGCAUGUUCAGCCAGACCAGAUUUUGGGAUAGGCCCAUCGAUGAAACCCAAGUCCGUGGCUACUAUCCCCAGCGUCAACAUCAGCAGCUGCACCCUUCACACAUGAUGACAAUGCAACAGUCAGAGUUCCUCAGCUCCCAAAGUAACACAGAUUCCACAGCAUCAAUAACACCUCAAGUUUCAGCCAUUGAACCUUCAUCAUCCGUGGCAGGAAGCAGUAACUACAGCCACUAUGAGACUAUUCUACCGCCAUUCAUUGACUUUCUUGGAGUAGGAGCCACAUGAAGUCACCAAUAGACAGGUUUUCCACCUUAAUGUGGAAGAGCUCCAAAGAUAAAGGACAACGAGGUAAAGAGAGAAGAUCUGUUUUCUUCAGAUGGGUGACAGUGGAUAUAAUCUCUGUAACAGUGUCAUAUCCCCCUCCCCCCCAACCAUUUUUUUCCGUUGUUAGGUCCUCCCUUCUCAUCUCCUGGAUCCUGAGACCUUUUCCAAAAAUUUAGAAAACAAAGUUUUAAAAAACAUAUAUUGUAGUUAAUGUCUCAAAUAA